Messenger RNA from Phalacrocorax carbo (great cormorant), 11482 nucleotides. NCBI's taxonomy places the organism in Eukaryota, Metazoa, Chordata, Aves, Suliformes, Phalacrocoracidae. The record is from RefSeq and is a predicted model, not a curated record.
UAAAAAUUAACCAAACGGUUCUCCUUAGGCAGGCAGAGGUUCUCAUCACUCAGGACAGAACACGCGCGGACCGGCGAGUGACUGGCCAGCACAACGUCACGCUUAAGCAAAGGACUCGUCUAUUUUGAACGAGGCCGAGUGCCCCCGCAGAGGAGCGCGGCGGGGAAGCUUCAACACUCUUACACCGGCCGGGCGUUCCGGCGCCCCGGCUCCCUGAACGCGUGCCCGCUUCUGCCCCGCCCCGGCCCCGCGGGGGCCGCCUCGCUCUGCGGCCGGAAGAGGAACCCCGCCGCCGCGCGAACGGAACGACGGGGGCCGAGGCGAGCCGUUCCCGCGACGUUCCCGCCAGUGGUCGCUCACGUCAGCGCGCGGGAGGACGGCUGCUGUUGCUAAGUGACAUCAGCGCGCCGGUUGACGUAGCGACAGCGGCGGGUCAGGGGGUGGAGGCCUUGUCGGCGGCGGGGCCGGAAAUGGUACAGGUGUUGCUGUGCAGCUGGAUGUUGCUGAAUAGCAUUUCUAUGAGCUUGGUGUUCAAUCUGUCCAUUGUUCAGAAUGGCAAAGAACCCUAAUUUUCAGGAAGUUGGCCAUCUGCCUACAGGCUACGUCCAGUGUAGAUCUUCAGACAGCUUUACUGGCUACCAAUAUCACCAUUCCUCCAAGAUGAGUAACAGCCAUCCGCUUCGUCCUUACGCGGCUGUGGGUGAGAUCGACCACGUUCACAUUCUGUCAGAGCAUAUUGGUGCUCUAAUGAAUGGGGAAGAAUAUAGUGACGUUACCUUUAUUGUAGAAAAGAAACGUUUUCCGGCACACAGAGUGAUCCUGGCUGCUAGGUGCCAUUAUUUCAGAGCAUUAUUGUAUGGUGGAAUGAGAGAAUCUCAGCCUGAAGCAGAAAUUCCUCUUCAGGACACCACUGUAGAAGCAUUUACCAUGCUGCUGAAAUAUAUUUACACUGGUCGUGCUACACUACGAGAUGAGAAAGAGGAGGUUCUCCUAGACUUCCUAAGCCUAGCACAUAAAUACGGCUUCCCAGAACUGGAGGAUUCAACGUCUGAGUAUCUUUGCACAAUACUUAAUAUUCAGAAUGUCUGUAUGACAUUUGAUGUUGCCAGUCUUUAUUCCCUUCCCAAAUUAACUUGUAUGUGCUGUAUGUUCAUGGAUAGAAAUGCCCAAGAGGUGCUCUCCAGCGAAGGCUUCCUAUCACUUUCUAAGGCUGCUCUUCUAAGUAUUGUACUGAGGGACUCAUUUGCAGCUCCUGAGAAGGACAUUUUCCAAGCUUUGAUGAAUUGGUGUAAACAUAACCCCAAGGAAAACCAUGCUGAAAUCAUGCAAGCAGUACGUUUGCCACUAAUGAGUCUAACAGAGCUACUAAAUGUUGUAAGACCUUCUGGAUUGUUGUCACCUGAUGCCAUCCUCGAUGCCAUUAAGAUUCGUUCCGAGAGUCGGGACAUGGACCUCAACUACAGGGGCAUGUUAAUACCAGGGGAAAAUAUUGCAACAAUGAAGUAUGGAGCGCAGGUUGUAAAAGGGGAGCUGAAGUCUGCUUUGUUAGAUGGGGACACUCAGAACUAUGACUUGGAUCAUGGCUUCUCUCGACACCCGAUCGAUGAUGACUGCCGUUCCGGAAUUGAAAUUAAACUAGGCCAGCCAUCAAUAAUCAACCACAUACGAAUACUCCUGUGGGACAGAGAUAGUCGGUCUUAUUCCUACUACAUUGAGGUGUCCAUGGAUGAGUUAGACUGGAUUCGGGUUAUCGAUCACUCUAAAUACCUUUGUCGGUCCUGGCAGAACCUGUAUUUUCCUGCCCGUGUCUGCAGGUAUAUUCGAAUUGUUGGGACCCACAACACAGUCAACAAAGUUUUCCAUAUUGUGGCAUUUGAAUGCAUGUUCACGAACAAAACCUUUACUCUUGAGAAAGGUCUGAUAGUUCCCACUGAAAAUGUUGCAACAAUUGCAGACUGUGCCAGUGUGAUUGAGGGUGUAAGUCGCAGUCGCAAUGCCUUGUUGAAUGGAGACACAAAAAAUUAUGAUUGGGAUUCUGGGUACACAUGCCAUCAGCUUGGGAGCGGAGCUAUUGUAGUACAGCUCGCACAGCCCUACAUGAUCGGAUCAAUACGGUUGCUACUUUGGGACUGUGAUGAUCGGAGCUACAGCUACUACAUUGAGGUUUCAACAAAUCAGCAGCAGUGGACUAUGGUGGCUGAUCGCACAAAAAUUUCCUGCAAAUCCUGGCAAACAAUCACUUUUGAUAAACAGCCUGCAUCUUUUAUCAGAAUAGUCGGAACUCACAACACAGCUAAUGAGGUGUUUCACUGUGUGCAUUUUGAGUGCCCAGCACAAAACAGUACCCACAAGGAUGAGAGUAGUAAGGAAGUGGCAACAACAGAUGUGGGGACUGGUGGACAACAGCUUGUUUCUCGUCCUGUCCGAGCUGCAAGUACUAGUUCCCUGCAUUCCCCUCCUGGAUCCACCUCGCGUUCACAUGCUCACCAACCGUAAAGAAGAUUGAAAGGGAGCUUUUGCAACCCUGCUGACAUUAUAUUAAAUUAUUCAGAACCUUCUUGUGCUGGCACCUUUUCUUUCUUUUUCUCUGUGAACAAAGGGGACCAUGUCUGAAAGCUGGAAAUGCUGAAAUGGAAAAGGCUUUUCCCAAGGACAUGAAGAGACUGCUUCACUCUCCUCAAUUUGUUCAAAUCAGGCUGGUCUUUGAGGGGGGAGAAAAUAGGUCUUCAAUCUUCAUCAAGUACCCCAUUAACACCCUACCUCUGAAUCUAACCAAGGCAAGGAGAACAGAAGGAAAUAAAAGGCAGAGCUACAGUGGAAAAAUCUAAAGUGACUCGAGCAGAAUGGAAGGCAUAUGAAAUAAGUAUUUGUUCCCUGCAGGCUUCCAUUAGGAAAGAAAAUGUUUAUGGAACACAUCGGUCCAGAAUAUAUGUUAUUUUUAAAAGUUAUUCUUAAUUCAUAUUCCUUCGUAACUCGUAAUCUUCUGUUUGCUGAAUUGUUUUGGCUCUGUAUUCCACUUUGCCUCUUAUUUUUGGCUGUAGCAAAUACUGUGCAAUAGAUGAAGGAAGUGUCAAACGUUUACCUGCUGAGACGCAAAUUCCCUUAUUCAUCAGUGGGAUGACAAGAAAAGCCUUCAUGGUAUCAACAAACUACUUAAUGGAUGCUAUAUUAAUCUUGACCUUAGCUGACUUUUCAAAGUACAAAACUGUAAUUUUCUUACACUCAGAAAGGAAAUUCCUAAAUCAAGCAUCCGUCCUGAAGAAAAACGUAUUUUUCAUUCCUGUGGAUGAUUACUUAAAUUUUACCUGUAUUUCUAAGAAAACUUGCAACAGAUCAUCAAAAAGUGUUUGGUUUAGAAAAGUGGAGCUGUAGCUGGUUGCUGACAAGCAGUUGUUCAGAAUACAAAAAGAAGAAUUUGCAGAUACUUAUUCUUUUCCAGGAAAAAAAAAAAUUACAGUCUGGAGCUAAAAAUUCAAAGGCUGCAUGUGCAUAAACUUUUCUCAUAAUCAUCAUAAAAUAUGAUGCUUUUACACUGUCUUGUAAAAGAUCUGGCUCUUACUUUACAGUCACAGAAUUCGUUAUCCAUCUAUGUCUGUCUGGAUCGCAUUGCCUGCUACUUUGAUUAUUCUAAGUGUUUCUACACUGACGAUGAUGCAGUCUCUCUACUCUUCAGAUCUACGUGACUUUUACGAAGAGCUCCUUGUUGGUCUUUCAGUAUGGGAUAAAGUGAUUUUGUGUUAAGACAAACGCUGAUGUAAUUGGCAAAAUUGAUUUGGAGGGUUGUUACUUCUUACAAAGUAUAUUAUAUUGGAAAUGUCAGCUAUCCAGUUUUAUGAACCUGGAAUUCCCUGUGGUGACAAAUAGCCUUGUCAGAAAAAAACAAACCUGUUGUAGGAUAAAUAUGGUUUUCCUUUGCAUAACCAUAGUGAUAAAAUGAGUUAUAUCAAGAUAGCAAAUAGCAUGCUAAUUUAUCACACUACUUAAUUUGAAAGAAUUUCCCCGUUGGAUACUGGUUGUGCUAAAACCAGGAAGAAAUAUAACAAGCGAUAGCAAUGAAUCAGUAGAAACUUCGAAGGAGAAAAACUUCCUUUCUCUUGUUUCAAAUAAAAUUGAUCAGGCUUUAUCAGCAAUAUUACAGUAUUUUUCAUUGCCAAAUUGCAGCUGAGUUUUCACGUUUGCAUACAGCCCCCUCCCUUCCCACUGCUGUCUUCUGACUUGUGAAUGCCUGUGGGUGAAGAUGCAUGCCCGUUGUGCUAUAUAUGGCUUAUCAUAUGUGCCACAGCUGCCUCAGACGGCUUGGAGUUCUGAGGCAGGAUACUGCUCGUGCCAGCCAGCACCUAGUCUGGGGUGCUGAUGACCUUACAGCUUAACAGCCUCUGGAGCAUGAAAGAAUUGAGAUCAGCUACCGAGGGCACAACUCUCUUGUUUAAGUAUAGGUCCAGAAAGUUGGAAUUUUUUUUGCCUUUGACAAGUAAAACCAGAAAACCUUUUUCUUCUGGUUGUAAUCCGUGCUGGAACUACUGAGAUGCAUGGCGCAUGUCUUUGGUAGAUAAGUCCUUCCGUGUCAGUGGUGGUAUUUCUUUUCAGUUUGAUCAAACAGGUUUGCUUUUCUCAAGCUGUGGAUAAGCAAAGGGCAUAACUUCCUAGCUGUUAGACUUCAGUAGUCAUCAUUGUAGAGAAUGUUUUAAAACAAAAUUUUUUAAAGUUUCUGCCAGCUGUUCUGAGUCUAGCCUCUCAGAGAACAGGAUUUUCAGUUUGUAAUCUUUGAUGUUCACAAUUAAUUUUUGUGAUACAAAUAAGCCUUGUAGCCUAUACCCACUGCAGAUCUUUUUAUCUUGUCCUGUGACUCACUGUUGAACAGAAAUGUCUGUCAAUUUCCCAUCACAUUUGCUGUCUGCCAAGAAUCUGAAUGAACAGAUCUGAGGGAUUCCCAAAGCAAAAUCUAUCAGGUCCUAUAGACCCUCCAGUUCCUCAACCCCAAAAAUCAUUCAGAACAAAACCCAACUUCGCUUUGUCCCUGCAUACAGGUGAAUAGAAAUUUUUAAUAUUGGACUGAUUCUCAGUCACACAUGGCCUUUCUCACAGUCUUUCUGUUACUCUUUGAACCUGUCACUGAGGUGAGUCCAAUGUGAUCACAGAGUUCCCAGGCUUUUGAGACAAACCCUGCCGCAGCUUCACAUUUUCUAUUCAAAGAAAUAAUGUUGAAAUAUUUAAGGGGCCUAAACUCUUCUUGGUUGUCUAAGGGUACCUGCCAGCAAACACACCUGAUACCUGUAUCGCCUAGUAUAGGCCUCUGUCUUAAACAUGGUGUCAGCAGCAUAUUACUAGUGACAAAGGAAAAUACCAGGCUGAUUUGUGGUUUGGUGUGAAUGAUCUCAUUCUUUCUAACUGUUGUCUUUAUUUAUUGACUCCCAAUUUCAGGUGUAUUUCAUGUACAUUCUUCUGAAAUACUUUUUUCUUUUAUUUCUUUUUUUUCCUUUCAUUAGAAGUAAGUUGUGCUGUUACAGGUUAAUAUCAGGGUUUAUCAGAGUGAUGAAAUACUAUAAUUAUUCAGAACUAUGUUAUCACUUACUCAUAUUUUAAUUUCAACAGGGGCAGAGCAGAACUGACCAGGUAUUCAUUGCUUUCCUGUCAGAAACUAUAAAAUAGACCUCUUGUUAGAUGUCUACAUAAUGGAACUAACUAUAUUGUCACUAUUGAGCCAUUAUUUCUAUUUAGUUCUUUAGUAUCUUUAAAUUCCACAGGCCUCAUUUUCUCAGUUUUCCUUCCAUAGGUUGAAUUCAGGCUUAGGCUCUACUCAUAUGGAGCUCAACAAAGCUCUUUCUAAAGUCUCUUUAUUUAAUUACUUUUUUUCUAAGUGUAUUUAACAGAUUUUUAUUCACAGAAAUGUACGGCCAAAUAUCAACUCCUUAAAACUGAUUUAUCCAGGAAAAUUAAUUUCUGAAGUGAGUAAAAAUUGUGCCGCUGUUUUCAAGCCAUUGCCAGUCAGCUCUAAAAGAAGUUCAAAUGGCAUGUUAAGUAGAAUUACAAUGAGAGAAGUUAAUCCAAGUCUAACAUAAAAGAUAACACAGAGAAGGAAUUGCCAGUUUCACUAGAGAGGGAACUGUUCUUUGCUGCAGUUUCCUUCCUUUUCUUUCUUUUUACUCCAUGAAGAUCAGUUUUUCUUGUUCGUUAUGACAACUCAUGAAAGAGCUCAGUGCUUUUCAGCAUUGCUGAAAGAUUCAAAUGAAUUUAAUGCAUCUUUACUAAUGAUAACAUUAAAUUAGAGAAUUUUCAGUUUAGUAUCUGACUUGAUGAGAAUUGGUUGCCAUGAAAGAAAGCAAAAGAAUUGCUAUAAUUGUUCCACUCUGAGUAAAUGAAGUUUUCCAACCAAAUGUGUGCGAGCAUCUACUCAUUAUUCAGCGAUGUUUUGUACAUCUAGAGUCAGUGUGAAAAUUAGAAGACAAAGUUAAUGCCAUUCUUAUCUGAUUGUUGUGUGUUAGUAGUUCUGGUUGUACAGUGACGCCCACUCAGAGACAUUCAAUAAGGAAUUAGAUGUGAUUUUACAGAAAGUAGAUGUGCUGUACAUUGCACUUAUCCUUGAAAAUGUUAAUUGGCUUAUAUUUUGACAGGUAUUAAUACGCUGUCAGAUGGACAAGUGAACGCAUUGGCAAUUUUGUUGUUGAGGCUGGAGUAGUCAGCAAAUAAUCAGAGCCAGUAAGAAUUAAUAUAUGUAAGAGUAAAUGUUUAGGCUUGUGUGUUAUGAUAUCAGUUGCCAGAGGAUUAAACCAUACUUCAGAAAUAAUAAUUUGUAGAUCCCAGAGGAUGCUUGAGGCCUGGAUCCCAUCCCCAUCUCUCAGUUAAUGCUGUAUUUAGGUUAGAAUCCUUGUUUCUCUCUGAACUGAUUGUUGUUGUCAGUUGUACUAGUUAACACAGGGAUGUAGAUGAUUUGGUGUUUUUUUUGAAGCUCCACAAAGCUUUGUUCAGGAUACAGAAAUGAAAGUCCUGGGUCAAAUUUCAGGAGUACCUAAAUAUUCAUACAGGUAUGUUAAAUUGAGCUAGUAUUUAAUUAUUUAGCUUGACUUUAGAACAAGUUUUAAAGCUUCAAAACUAAAACAAAUUUCUUUGCAGGGAGGUGUGAAAUGCUACCACUGGUGUGUGGCAGGAUGCUUCCUCUACUUUAUGGUGCUUAAAAGGAGCAAAUGUCUAAACAAGGUAUAGGUGAGCGGGUCCAAAGCUGGUUCUUGCCCAGUUGUUAAGUAUUGGCAAUUUGGCUGUAGUGAGGUGCAUAAAAUAAAGCAAGUUAAAUGCUUAUCUCAAAGACAGGUACAGUCCAAAGAACACACCUGUAUUCCUCAUAGCUACCUUGUGUGCUAUGAGGUGCAAUGUUUACAGAGUAAGUCUUCAUAUGACUUUUGUUAGCUGUUCAUAAAAACCGUGCAGACUUCUCUUUGGCCCCUCACAAGCUUUCAUUGCAAAGGUUUGGCUGAGAUAAUGUGAAAGUCCGACCCAUAUUCCAUGAUAGAAUCUGGUCUGUGUAUGAUUUUGAAAAUGCUUACUAGAAUAAUAGUUUUAAAGUCACCCUGCCACUUUUUUUAGAUAAAGAAAACCCAAAUUAAAAACUCCAGUAUAAUACAAGGAAACUGCAUGUAUCUGUCAUUUACCAAUAGACUGACUACCAGUACAACUACAUACCAGUUUUAUAAUACCGUAUGUGUUUAAUUACUGCAAUAUAUACAAGCGUUAGAAGUGAAGAAGCAUCUCUGCACACCCUUGGCAUUAGGCAUUAUCACCAACCAGGUAUCAGAGAAUUACCUCUUUUCCUGUUCCUUCCAGCCUGAUAGAAUAAUACAACUCAGUGUUCUGAAAAAAAUAUAUAAUUGAUUCAUUAAGUGAACAUCAUGGGAAUUGAAGUUCAGAUAACUUUGGCUAAAAAUCUGAAUGCAUGGUGACUUCACCCUGCACAGGAAUAAACAUGCCUCUCAAGUGCCUCCUGCCACUUUAGGCCCUGGGCAGUCAUAGAGGAGGAGAGCUGCAGUGGUGCUGCAAUGUAAGUACUUUUCCUCGUUGGAACUCUUACUCAUCUAUUUAGUAUUUAUCGUCUUGGCACAUCUGUUCUCAUUGUGCAGAUACUCAUUCCUCGGUUAAAAGAAGGUGACCUACUUUCUCAUGAUGAUUUUCAGACUUAUCCAGUGACUCCUGAAAACUGGCAGAUAUACAUCAACAGCCUCAGUCUAUAUUAAGUAGUCUGAGGAAUUUACAAAACUGACCUGUAUGGUCUUUUACAGCAAAUGCUGUGUCCAAAAAUAUCAGGUGACUCCUGAAAUACCAAGUGAGUUGGGCAGUAUUACUGUUCAGAUGAGAGUUUGUGCAUCUAAAACUACGUGCCAUGUAAUCCGAGUGAACAGGAGUUACCGCAGCCUCUUUCUGUAGAGGCAGCAGGGAACUUGCAUGCCUACCAAAAAUCACUCAUUUCUUUUGCAUCAAAUUUGGUCUACAUCACCUAUCUGUUGUUUCCGUACUCCUGAGCUAUACUUGCUGGGUGAUUUAUGGUUAGUACCUAGAAUCCAGUAAAUGUGUUUAACAAUGGAUGUUAGAAAGUUUCUGGUUUUACAUAAAAAUUUUAGAUUGUGCUUUUGAAGCAUGGUCAGGCCACUGAAUUGGUUUUUUGGCAUCUUCUGUAGCUGUCUUUUGGGUUUUUUUAGUUAUUUUCAGCUGCUAAAAGACAGUAAAACUCUUCACAGGCGUUUCUCAGAGAUUUGUCACGCUGAGAAACAGCUUUCGAAACAGUCAUGGCAGGUUCAUUGCUGGAGAACAGGGACAGGUUUCUUCUGCGUUUUGCAGGCCAGGAUCCUGUUUGGGUCAUUCUGUAAGUUUGUUUAUGCCAUUUUUAAUAACAAAGGCAUUGGUGUUGCAUGAUUUGGAUCUGUUUCAGGAAUUAUGUCACUUAUUCAUUUUGAGAGGUAAAUACUUUGUUUUUAUGCAAAGUUCGUGGGACUUAAAUGAUUAGAUUAGAAACAUAUCACUUAGAGCAAGAGCUGGAGUUGCAAGGAGCAGUUUUGGGGAAAGACUGGUAUGGACUUACACCUGUGCAUCUGUGCAUAUAUAGGUAAGAAAUGUAUGCGUUACCUAAGCUGAAGUCACUGUUUGCAAAGAUGUGUUUCUACAUGCUCUUUUUUUUUUUUUAAUAUAGGGAAUUUUGUUAAGGAAUCUAUCAUCUGAAUGUGAGCACUUAAAAAAAAAAGAGGAAGACAACUUAGGGAGCAAGGGUUUAGCAGGUUUUAUGGGAAGAGCAAUACAAAGAUAUGACUCUUGUGGUCUGAGCUAGUUCAGUUUGCCUCCAGUCCUCACGGCUCUUACUUUUUCCUACAUGCUUCCCCCAGUCUCCUUGUUAUUCCUUUUCUUUUUCUCCCUACCUAGCAUCAUAUCACUGUUGCUGUGGUGUUCCCUGGAACUUUCCUCCAAGUAGUGAUAUAUUAAGGAUUUUUUAAAAUAUAUUUCUUUUUAUCUCUUUGACAUACUGGAUAAAGUAUGCUGGAUAAAGUAUCCUGGUCCCCAUUCAUUCACAUCAGACUUUAAAGGCAACUACUACUAGGCUGUCUGGUGCCAGUGAGCAAAAUUUAAAUUUGGCUGUUGGUGGAUAUGGGAAAUACUAGCCCUUCUGCAGCUUCUACUUCCAUAAUCUGUUUGCAAUCUGUUUGUUACCCUUAAGAGAAAAAAGUAAUCAAUUUUUCAGUGAUUUAAGUAGCAGGUCAGGCUUUGUGCAGGCUUAUCUAAUUUAAUUUUAAAUAUAAAUUUAAGUAUUUCUCUCUCGCCAUGACGCACCAGAUAUACUCUCAAUUUGUUAGCUGUGCAUUGCUCAGCGUGUCAGUUGUACAUAAGUGUUGUUUUUCUAAAUAAACUGCAUCAUCAGAAGUGAGCCUCAAAAGAAUUCUUAACUCCUCAGCGUUCCUGUGUGAAGGUAUUUCCACUGUCUGGAGACUCGCACAUCACACUGAGCACAUAGACUCAUUUUGAGAAGUAUAGCAUUACUUCACCAUUCAGUGCCCAUGUCUACUAACCUUGUCCAGUGUCUUGUAGAAUUUUCUUUCCUUCCUACUCUGCUCAAUUUCAUUGUUAUCAUUGGUUUUCUUUGUGAAGCAGAUGUUAAUGUUGUUCCUUCAAAGAUCAUAAAUUAAAUAUAAGGAGCCAGGCUGAAUAGAAGUUCAGCUUUUAAGGAACUUUUUCACUCAUUUCUGUCAGCGCUCCUCUUUCCUGACAGUCAGUAGUUUAAAACUGUAUGGUUACACUCCCCUUCUCUGUAGCAAUUUUCAUUGUAUCUUGAGAGUUUUGUGCAUUAAAUCCCUUUCCUUCUUUCUCAUAUUUCCUAAACGUAGAGUGGUUCUAAACUACCUCAGACCUUGUUGUGAACAGGUACGAGUCUCAGCUAAAGUUUUCAGACUUUAUCCUAGUCUUUGAAUGUUCUUUAAGUGUGUAUACAUGUAGUGAAAUCUGCCUGCCAGACCCCGAUUACAUUUUCAGGAAUACUGUCUUGAGCGAGACACGCAACUGGGAUGAAUUCACAUUCAGGCUCAUAUUGCUCAUACCUCUUUCAAGAAAAACUUUUCAGGAGCACAACUUCUGGUAUGGGAAGUGCUUCAACUUUCUGGUCUCAGCUCUUUGAAGGAACAUGAUAUUCCCUGCACUGGUCUACCUUCACCUCUCUUACUGUGACAACAGUCAUAAAAAUUGCAUCGUCAGAUCUCCAUUUCUCUUAGCAGGAGCUGUGCUAUUGCAUUGGACUGUGCUCAUCAUAUGAGAAUAAACCCCCCAUGGCAUGUUCUGAUGACCUUGGUAACGUUUUAUACCACAAUGGAUAUGCAUUGUGAACCAUUCAGGCUACGUAGGUUUCAGGUAAAAUGAUGGUUGCAGAUUGCGCUGCAGUGAUCCAGUCAAAAACUUUGGGAAUUGUCUGGUUUUGUAAGUUAUCCAUUGAACAACCCGGCAAACCUUGUUAGUACUGAUUCCCUUUUCACCAGCAGACGUGCACAUCAUCAAACAAAUAUUUUGUAACAUGGAAUUUUCUAUGAGCAUCUAGGAAAAAAAGCAUCACAAUUAUAUCCUUAGUAACAAUGUGUGUAUUUGUAAUGAAAGUUACAGAAUUACUAAACUGGUAUAAGCUAUUCUGUGCAUGCUCUAGCGUUGUAUUAACAGUUCGUAUUAACAGCUGAUAAGCAGAGGGUUCUGGAGAGGAAGGAAGGCUGGCUCCUGGAUUUCUUUCUUAAGAGUUUCAAAGAGCAGCAAAACUUGCCAGAGUGGAUGCAGGAUCAGACAAUGCUCAAAGCAAAUCAUAAAGUGGAACUGUUGUGCUUUGUAUUUAUUUCUCGGGGGGGAGGCGGUUCUUUAAAGUAUUUAACUUCACAGGAAAACAUAGAAUAUAUUUAAAAUAGUGACAGUUAGAAAUGCACCUUUUCAAGAAUGAGAGGGGUGUGAUUUGAGAAAUAAAGUGAUCUUUUGUGUUUAA